GGCAGUUGGCACGUUUUCGCUGUGGGUCAACCGUCGCUGUCUCGAGGCAGCAGGAUCGGCCGUGUGCGGCUGUCUCGUGAAUUUUCUACCAACCGCAUUUCUCCCCGCCGCGGCUCGAGCUCCACUCGCGGAAUCACACACAUGGCCGCCGCCGCCGCCGCCGCGGCUUACUGCCCCGCGCCGCCGCGCCGGCUUUGCUCCGCCAUGGCGCUGCUGCCGGCGCCCUCCUCCCACGCCGCGUCCUGCCGCCGGAGGGCGGACGGCUACGGCUCCUCCUCCGCCCGGCGGUGGACGUGCCGCCGCUGGGCGCACCGGCCGGAGUCCGCGGCGCCCCGGAUCCGGCGCCCGCCGCCGUCGCGGCGCGCCGCGGCGGUGAGGGUGAGCUGCGCUUACUCCCCCGGCGCUGAAAGAAUUACUGCAUGCUCUUGGAACGAAUAUGUGAUCUGCAGUGAUGUACCUGUCCUUAUUGAGUUUUGGGCCUCCUGGUGUGGACCUUGCAGGAUGGUCACACGAAUUGUCGAUGAGAUAGCACAAGAGUAUGCUGGGAGAAUAAAAUGCUAUAAGCUUGACACUGAUGAUUACCCGCAGGUUGCUACUGCUUACAGUAUCGAGAGGAUUCCAACUGUUUUACUCUUCAAGGAUGGAGAGAAAAUACAUAGUAUUACAGGGACACUGCCAAAGGCUGUGUAUGUGAAAGCCAUUGAGAAAUAUAUUUCAGACAAUGAUAUAUUUGAUUAGUAUACUUUGGUCCAUAUUAAUGAAUCUGUGUACUUUGUCUUGCUACCAGAUAAUGCAGAGUUUACGACAUGAGCAUCUUACCUAGAAGUAUGAGAUUGUGGGUUAUCCUUUUGCUAUGCAAUAACAAGAGUAAAUAUAAUGCGUUACAGGGCUGCAUAUUUGAGUCCCUCAGCAAUAUCUUAUUAAGUGAAGUCAAAGCAGAUUUCCCUCAUUUUCUUGUGAUAUCUAUCAUCUAAUGUUAUAUGUUUCAUCCUUCAUGCUUUCUGUCGAUAGUACAAAUCUUGCAGCAACUUGGUUUUGACAAUCUUUAUUUCCACAAAACUUAACACCUCUUAUCACACCUAUAUACUCUACAGCAGCUAACCAGUUGAGUUUUUAUUCUCAAAAGGAGCGUCGCCACUAUGUGACUACGUGAGUACUAGUUUAGCUACUUAUUUACACCAAUACCAAGCUGAUUUUCUCAGCCAUCUCUUCAAGGUAUGUUCCACUAACCAAACCUUUUGGCUACCGUCUUCAUUCUGUUCAAUGUUGGAUAUGCAUAGAAUAAACUGGCAAAACCCUGGUUCUUACUUGUUAGGCAGGAGAUAUUUUUCUAUUCCCUUCUAGGUUAUCACACCUAUAUGGAACAUAUAUUAAGGAACCAUAACAGUAUUAUGGAAAUGAACUUACCUGUAGCAAGAACAUAACUGGAAUCCUGAAGGACAAUUUAUGUUGUUCAAAACAUAUAUAUAUCUUCUGCUUGUGCUAAGAUCAUUUUUUUAGAAUGUAUGGUAUAUACCCUGUCCCUCCCUCGCUCUUUUGAGCUGAGACGACAGGAGCUCUGAACACUGUUUUGUUAACCACAGUUUGGAUGCCCAUGUAAAUAUUUUGAUUGGACGUAGAUUACAUAAUUAUUCCCAAGAUCCCAUCUAGUAUUGCAUAAUUGUUUGCUCUUCUCAAGAAUGAUGAGGAGAGAUAGCCUAUAUCAAGAUUGGGUAUCUGCAGAGUUAGUGUGGGAUAUCUUUGUCAUUACUGCCCCCAGAAAGAUUCGUUGAGGCACAAACAUAACUACUCUAGUCAAGAAACAUGGAUCAGGUGCAUAAUUUAUAUUUUAUAAAGUUUACAUGAAGUUUUAACAUGACACAGCUAUUACCUAAAAACUGCAGAAUUGUGCCUACUCUAGUUUGAGUGCUGUCGAUCUUGUUACUGGCCUUAUUGACCAAAUGUGCUAUUAUCAUUACUUUGACCAAACAUGUUGCAUGGCAGACUGGAUACUUACUACCCCAUACUUUUGCAUCUCAUGUGGCAAAGCGAGUUUGUAUGGUUAUAUGGUGAUGAUAGAAUGAGUGUGUACUGGAUGAUCAGCUUGGUGUCACUGAUCUCCAUGCAUUCUUGUUCAGCACUCAAUUCCCUCAGCAGAAGCCCAUGACUCAUGGUAUUCAUUUCAGCCCUAAGUCAACAUGAUGAAAUGGACAUUGAUCUUAUGUGCACAUGUUGCCGGCUUCCAUGUAUAUAGUUCUUGGCGUGUCCAUCAUUUAAGAGCCUUAUAUACAGCCUUAGUAUGAGGAAAUCACUUAGUUCCUGGAGUACUUGCACACCAUCUGCCACAAUGACUAGUUGACCACUUCAUGGCUACUACUGGAAUUUAUCAGCUUCCGUCAUGUCAUCAUAAGAAAAUUAUUGGACGACUUAUAUACAAUGUUGGUGAUAGAUGUCAAUUGGUACACAAUUUGGUCUGGGACAUUUGUGAUGGUGUACCCUGGGGAGCCACACCAGUUGAGCAUGCUGACACAUAUCACCUUUACCAUGGGUAUAAGACAGCCUGUGGUUAUCAGACUGUUGGAGACCUCUGAUCCUCAUAAACAUCGGAUACUCAAGUGGAUGCUACCAGUCAUUAUCUGAUCCAUUGCAGUAACCAUGAAAGUAAUUCUGCGACUGCUGAUGAAAAAGGAAAUGCUGAGACUAUAACUAGUGCAAGACUACUUUUUAUGGUGGUAAUGAACAGCUGAAGCAGCCCACCGUAAUGCAGGAUGAGUUGUUGAAACCAUGGAAUGCGUGAUUGAUGACCAUCAUAGUCCCUGGGUGCAUUGUCAUUGCCGUCAUCAGAUGUACUGCAAUUGGUGUUUAUGUCUCUUUUAUAAAACUUCCUCAGCCUUUGGGUGCUUAGUGAGGCAUUACCUGGUAUCAUCUCAGAAUUGUGCUGGCCCUUUCUGCCUCGCCAUUACAAGAGAUACAUCUGUGUUACACGGGGGCACAGGGCACUAGACCUCUGAAGCUGCACAGCUAGCAGUCAGGCCACUCAAUAGCUCAUCUAUGCUUUUAUUGGGCUUCAGUUUUUCAUGUACAUCUCCCGUGCUAACAUGGUCAACAACAGCAUGGAGAAGUACCUAACUGCGGGUGGCAAAGGACUUUGAUGUGAUAUGGAUAAUCAUUUGCAGGUCUUGUUCUGCUGACAAUGACUUUGAUCCUAAAGGUAGAAGUUGCAAAUGAGUAGGAUUAUGGACUAGUUGUAGGAAUGGUGUCCAAGGACUGCAGAUCUGCAGUGAUGUGGUAGCAGCAACCAGCAAGAUGGCCAUGAGUUUUCAAGAUUUUUUGUGCUGCGUAGCAAAUUGUCUCAGUGGAGCCAAGGACACAAUAGUGUUGGAUGCUUUGGACAUCAAAUGCCUUUGUGUUUAAUGGUAUCCACUAUCAUUGAUAGUGUCAAUAGUAUCCCCACUUAGCAGUUCAGUCGACUGUGGAGAUGCCGGGGUUUUCUUCUUGCUCAACUUUGGGGAACUAUUUUCUCACAACACAAUGAUAUGAUUAGAGCUUGGAAGUUGCCUUUGCUUUAUCUUGUAUCUAAUCUGUCACUGCCCAUUGGUACAAAUAAUAGAAGUGAAGGCGGAGAUGUACCUGGCUCCUACUCAUUGUAUGAAACUUAUUAACAUGUUUUGCCGCGUCUUAACUGUAUGGUUUUGUAGUUUAUGGGUAGUAAAUUGAUGUUCGUGGUGUUCUUGAUGAUGAA
This is a messenger RNA of Panicum virgatum (switchgrass), 3721 nucleotides long. RefSeq names its product thioredoxin M3, chloroplastic-like. Bases 142 to 738 code for a protein of 198 amino acids. Gene Ontology annotation, cellular component: cytoplasm. The transcript is spliced from 2 exons. NCBI's taxonomy places the organism in Eukaryota, Viridiplantae, Streptophyta, Magnoliopsida, Poales, Poaceae. The record is from RefSeq and is a predicted model, not a curated record. Gene Ontology annotation, molecular function: oxidoreductase activity, acting on a sulfur group of donors, disulfide as acceptor; protein-disulfide reductase activity.